Linum trigynum is the source of this 3103-nucleotide messenger RNA. Lineage: Eukaryota; Viridiplantae; Streptophyta; Magnoliopsida; Malpighiales; Linaceae. The record is from the annotation of a GenBank genome assembly.
UUUUUCCUAAUAAGGAUGAGGGUAGUUGGGUUUUAGCUGCAUGUUGCAUGUGCUUUAUUCUUGCCUCGGUGAUAACAAUCAAAGUACUAAAGAGCCAAGAGAAAUGGAUUGGAAUCUCUGCCUAGUAGAAUCAAUCCACAUUCCACAAGCAUACCUCUGCAGCACUGUCGACUAGAGUUGGAAAUGAUGCUGGAGCCAAGAGAAAGUCAGGAAAAUGUCGAAACCCUUUUAUCGGUUUGGUUCUACCUUUUGGUGUUAUACAUAUAUGUACUCGGGUAGAGUUUUAUGAUGCAUAGAUGCUGCAUAUAAAACUGGCCAUCUCAAUAAUAUCAUAUAGUGUUGGUGAUUCUUAUGGAAUGUGACUAUAGGGGUGAAGAUAUAUAGCAAUUGGCUCGAGUUUACAACCAAUGGAACACUUCUUCUCAAUAGUUUUUUUUUAUGAAGGUGAAAAUUUAUUAGUAUCACAAAUACACCAGCGGUGUACACCAGAAACAGAACAAAGAAAAAGUCAAAAUCAACCCAGAACAAAAAGAAACAGGGUCCCUGCUAGUACUCAAAGAAAGAAACAAGAAGAAAAAAGGUGGAGACAUAAGCCCCAGCAAGAAAUCAUCCCAAUGGAAAACACACAGGGAGAACAUUGAUAUAAAGUCAACUGCUGAGAAGCAGCCAAGCAAAAACAAUCAAACCCAAUAUUCACUCUCUGGUGAAGAACCUUUUGGGCACAGUCCACCAAGAUUGGAAAGCUCAGUUGAGUGAUGUUAGCUUCUUGGAGCUCCCUUAAAGCUUGAUCACCUGUCCAACAAGAGUAGAACUGCUGAAAUUCACGCAUCUCAAGUUUGCUUUUCUUCCGCUCCAUCCAACUCAACAGGUCCUGCGUCACUUUAUACAGUGGCUGGUAUAUCAUCACAUCGCCUGAACAAACUUGGCGUAGUUCUGUCUGUAGUUCUUUUUUUGUGAUAAUGGCGAUAGAUUAAAAACUAGCAAGUGUCUCCCGCAACCAAGUCUUGCCCUGUUCCUUCUCCACUUUGCCAUGAGCCACCAGCCAUUCUAUCGUGCACCUCACCGCCUUAUUAGCCACCACGAUAGUCGUCGUAGAUUUCUCUUCAAAAACUCGCUGGUUUCUUUCCAACCACACCAGCCACCAAACAGCAUGGAGGAUGCAAGCUUUGAACCAGCCUUUUAUACAGUCUGGCGCAAGGUGAGGACAGUUUUUGAUAAUCGAACAUAUAUCUCCUCCUUGAAAGAACACUCCCUGUCUGGCACGGCUGAUGUGAUUCCAAACCUCCUUCACAAACUGACAUUCAAUGAACAAAUGGAAGGAGGUUUCUUCUUUGUUGUAGCAAAGGUGACAUCUGCUUGCCAAAGCCCACCCUCUUUUCUUCAGAUUUUCCGCCGUGAGGAUGUACUAUGGGCUUCAAUGGUGAGAAAUCCACUCCAAAUUAGCUCCUAAGGUUUGUUCUUCGCACUUUCUCUCUCUAGAACUCUGUUUUAGCUCCAAAAAGUCGAAUCCCCUUCCUAUGGCUCGAAUCUGCCUCUUUCAACCCGAUUCUGGGUGAAUUACGCAGAAGCACGAUCGUGCUUUUCCCUUGACCAUACUUUGCCCAAAACGCGCGUUUCACUUAGUGCAAAAUGGGAGAAACACGAGCAAUUCUGGGAAAAGCACUGGCGGUGUUUAACUAAGCAAGGUCGUGCUUUUCUCAUGGGCUACCCGUGCCUUUGCUUUUCUUCAGCACUCUUCAUGGUUGGCUCUUGUAGGGGUUGGCAUUCGGUCGGUUCGGUUUCGACCGAACCAAAAUUAUGAAUAUCGGGUCUCUGAAUUCUCCCAAACCUCAAACUGAAUUCGAACCGAAUUAUAAUUCUGUUCGGUCGGUUUAAACCAAAUUAUAAUUCGGUUCGAUUCGAUUCGGAUUUUCACACAAAAUCGAAUUUGUGAAGCUACUUGUAUUUUCUCACUUUUAAAUUAUUUUUCAUCCCUAAUAUAAACAAUAAAUAUGCAAUUAUAUGCAUCAUCAAUGAUAAAAUCAAACUUUUCAACACAUAAAUCAUAAAACAUUUCAAAUAUUUAAGUCUAAAAACAACUACAAACAUAAAAAUCCACCAUUUGGAGCUUGCAAUUAUAGUAUUUCGGUUUUUCGGUCGGAAAUUCGGUUCGGUCGAAAGAACCCUGAUUUCCGAACUAUCCAUAUUUUCCUUCCGAAUUCUGAACCGAAUAGCAUUAAUUCGAUUUUGGUUCGGUUUAAUUCGGUUUCGAUUCGGUUCGGAUUUAUCGAACUGUUUGCCCACCCCUAGUCUCUUGUCGGUAAAAGCACUGGCAAGAUGAUGAAAAACACGGUCGUGCUUUUCUCGUUGCCUGCUCGCAUGGUUGUCACCCCGGCCGGCGUGCCAUUGGUUCAACCUGGUUCAACCUGUACCGGUCAUAAAACCGGCAUGACAGCACCGGUAUGACCGGCAUGAUCGAUAUAUGAAUCUCCAAAUAAAAUGAUCUUAUUUUAGUGAAUUUAAUUGAUAAAAAGUAAUUUAUUAUUUAUUUUAUCUGUUAAAAAGUUAAAUGUUGAUGUUUAUUUGUUGGAUUCAAGUACAAAUAUUUAGAUAUUGACGUUAAAUGUCGUGUUUAAAUAUGAUAAUAUAUAAACUAUUUAUAAUAUGAACCGGCACAAACCGGUAUGUACCACCGGUUGAACCAUUCCACUUGCUAAACCGGCACACUGGCAUAAACCGGUUUGACAACCUUGUCUGCUCGUAUUUCAUCUCCAGAAUCGCCAAAUGAUCUCCAAACGACCCGAAACUUGCGCCUAAACCUUCGUAUACCCGCUAGGACCUGAAAUAUGACAAAAUAGCACAACCUAGCAUAAAAUAGGUCAAAGAGCAACAAAAUCGAUCCGAAAUGGUUAAGAUAUAAGUGUGCAAAUAUGACGUUAUCAUUUACUUUCCUAUGGACCUUACUGUCAUUUCCUCCUGCUACUCUUAACUACUUUUCUACUGCUAAGUAUUGAUGUCCUGAUCCAUUAUCAUUCUAAAUUCGAUGCCUUUAGUGCCUUGUUGCUGUGAUGCAAAGACUAUCUAACAUAUAUCUAGUAUUUAACAAUAUAUAUAUGGUGUGUAC